CGACUUACGUCAAUCCACGCCUCAGAUUAGCGAAGAAUUUUACUGUAAGUGGCCAUGUCGAAGCAAGCUGAGCAGAUGCAGAUCCUUGCGGCCACUUCCUUAUAUUGCUUUUCCUCUGUAGGGAUGUUGCUCUUCAACAAGCUCGCCAUCCAGCACUUCCCCCUGGAGUGUUCACUGGUGUGGGCCCAGCUCUUCUUUUCCGCCGCCUGCUUGAGCCUCUUCGCCUUUCCCUACAUCCACGUUGGCUCGAUGAAAGACUUGCUACGCUGGUGCAUGGUGGUGCCCUUCUACUGCGGCAUGCUGUUGACCUCCAUUCUAGCCCUGAAACACGCUCCCAUGUCGCUGGUCAUCGUGCUGCGCAACACCUCUCCUUUGGGAACCUUGGUGUUUGAGCGCUUCUACCCAGAGCCCUUGCGUAUCAGCGGACGGAUGUUGGGAGCCAUCCUGAUGAUGAUGAUAGGUGCCAUGAUGUACGUGUCCAAGUUGCCUGUCAACAGCUGGCAGGGAAUCGGUUGGGUGCUUCUCAACAGUGCCAUUGCUGUGGCAGACCGGCUGUUGCAAAGGCUGUUGCUUUCAAAAGAGCAGUGCCCUGUGGAUAUCUCAAAGACUGGCAUCACCUUGAUCAACAACUUAGUUGGUCUGCUUCCAGUUGGUGUGGCCAUGUACUUCAAAGGAGAAUUCUCUCAGUUGCCAGCAGCGGUGGCAUUGCUCAGUCCAAUCGAUAAGGCCUACAUUGCGGUAAGUUGUGUCAUCGGCCUGGCCAUCAGUUACACCAGCAUCUGGGCGCAAAGUCUCAUCAGCGCGACCAGCUUCCUGGUCAUGAUCAACGCGAACAAGUUCAUCAUCAUUGGUAUCGAGGCCUUUGGGCUGCACAGCAAGGCCCUGAGCGCGAUGCAGAUCGCUGGCGCCUCGUUGACGAUUUUGGGCGGCGUGGCAUAUGGCAAGGCACGACAGGCUAUUGAGGAGGAGGCGGAAGAGAUGAAAUUCCUUCUGCCACAAAAGGACGGCAUGCCUCCCCUGAAGGUCAAGGGCUUCAGCUGCUGAGCGGAUCCCUAGCGCGGAGACCCUGUGUUUGCUCCAAGCGAGCAGCUCCGGACGCCGCGGAUGAAAAU
Molecule: messenger RNA, 1112 nt
Organism: Cladocopium goreaui
Lineage: Eukaryota; Dinophyceae; Suessiales; Symbiodiniaceae
Source: the annotation of a GenBank genome assembly